Molecule: messenger RNA, 7328 nt
Organism: Myripristis murdjan (pinecone soldierfish)
Lineage: Eukaryota; Metazoa; Chordata; Actinopteri; Holocentriformes; Holocentridae
Gene: smg6
Product: SMG6 nonsense mediated mRNA decay factor
Exons: 20
Coding region: 29-5065 (1678 amino acids)
Biological process (GO): nuclear-transcribed mRNA catabolic process, nonsense-mediated decay
Cellular component (GO): telomerase holoenzyme complex
Molecular function (GO): telomeric repeat DNA binding; telomerase RNA binding; protein binding
Source: RefSeq, a predicted model, not a curated record
UGUUGUGUUUGUUUUGUUGAAGGCGAAGAUGGCGGACGAGCUAGACAGGGUACGAAUCUCAGCUGCGGAACUGCGUGCUGAAGCGUCGAAUUCGAUCACUGUUGGCGACUGUCUGAAAGAGGGGCAACAGGACUGUCAUAGACACCGGCAGCAGAGGAAGCGUGAAGCAAAACGUCCUGAUCUGCAGCGCUAUCAGCCGAUGGCCGGACAUGGGCACCGUCACCAUGACAGCGAGGAGGUAGAAAAUGCUACACUUGCUCAUGGUGGAAGCACCAUUUCCCUGGCCUCGAAUUCAGAUGAGCACACUCCAUCAUCGCGGUGUGAUAACAACACUGGUAAAGUUUCAGAGAGACAAGGAUGCACAGAUGGUGGGAUGGACAGAGAGGAUCAAGACAGAGUCAGAGGUGAUGGCAUUAACAGCCAGAACUGCCAAAAGGGAAAAGCAGAAGAAGGUCAAGAAAAACAAUAUGUUGAAAAUGACAGAGAACACCAGGAGCCUUCUGGGGUUCUUAAGCUGACUCGGAAAACACGAAAACCAGACCAAGAGUUCUAUCAACCUGGGAGCAGGAGGGGCAUCCAGGGGAAGGAAUGUGGAGCAGGUAAAGAGCAAGAUAAACCUCCCUGUAAGAGACAUGAGCAAGAAUCCCAGAGGAAGAUGGAGGAAAGGGAGGGAAAUAAAAAUUCAUCCAUAGUGAAGCAGGGAGAGAAAGAGAGAGAGGCAAAAGGAAAUGAGGAAAAAGUUAAAUCAGAUAAAGUUUUUGAGAAAAACAGAAAGCAGGGAAGGAGAAAUUUGGAAAAUACUCCAUUACCCUCUGAGGCCGGAGUGGAGAAACUCUCCAGUAAAAUAAAAAAGCUGAGUGUGAAAGAAGAUGUAACCGUACGUGGUGUUGGGAAAGAGGGUGAAGAGGAGGGUGGCAAGAAAUGGAAAGCAACUGAUGAGGGAAAGCAAGGAGGUGGAGGAAUAAAAGUAGAAGGAGAAAAGACAGAGAAGAAGCGGGAAAGGGGAAACCGCAGGAGAAGAGGAGGGGAGAAGGAAAAGGAGGUGAAUCAAGACUCUAGAAGAGGAAGAGCCGAAGGAGGUGGAGGAGGGAAGAGUGACCGGGGCACUGCUGAGAAAGAAAGAGAAAGGAGAGCGCCGGAAUCAGAUAGAGAGAAACCACUGGCUAAGACAGGAGACAACACACAGCAAAGCAAAGGAAGAGAGAAGCACAGAGUAAGAGAGAGCCGGAGAGAGAACAAUAACAACAACCAGCCCCGAGAUGCAGAUAAAAAUGCUGAGACAGACAGAAAUAGAGAGAGGGCAGUAGAGGGAAUUGAGAGGAACAAAUCAAAUGCAAACAUCACAACUCCGACCUCAAAACGCUACUCCAAAUCAGACAUUCGACACUCGCGAAACCGCACAUACAGCAGUAGUUCAGCCAGCAGUGUGACCAGCUUGGAUGGUCCUGGCCUGGGGACGGAUGGGGAGAGAGGCAAGUGGCCUUGUUUGGAGUCCAGGCAAAGGGAAAAGACAGUGGGGAGGGCUCAUGGAGGACGAGGGAGUCAGUUACAUAGCUUGACUACCAAUGGAGAGUCAUCUACAGAAUCACUGGAAGGGAGUGAGAUGAGUGAUGUUGUAGAGGACAUGAGGAGAGAUGAAGAAGAUGACCAAAGCACAGAGAGGCAGAGGGAAGAAAGGAACAAACAGAGAGGACACAAAGGUGGAGGACGGGGAAUCCUGCGGUUGUCUGUAGAAAAACAGUCAAGUACCUCCUCAGCACCUGGAGAGGAUGCUAAGCAUCGGAAGCAGGGCUUGGGUUCUCGUGGUAGAGGUAGAGGUAUCUUGGUGCUUCCGGCCCACACCGACCUCUCUAAUUCACCAGAGCUUGGGCCGAGGCUUCUAUUUGGUGGAGUUAGGGGGGGAGCAGCUGGCAGGGGGAGGGGAGGUAGGGGAGGCGGAGUGAGACGACUCUGGGAUCCAAACAACCCUGACCAGAAACCCGCUCUCACCCGCAUGCAGUCCUCACAGCAUUCACCUCUUCAACAGCCCAUGUACCUGCAGACAGGCGGUGGAUAUGGACAACUUCACUUUUUAGACACAGAUGAUGAGAUUGCUGGAAGUCCUCCUGUCCACCAGGGUGAGCACUUCUCAACCCAGCAGCAACAUGCUGCCGCCAUGGCCUACUACAAGUUUCAAAACUCUGACAACCCCUACUGCUAUGCCAUGCCUACCAGCAACCCGCAUAACCCCAGUGCCACUACGAACCAGCGUUAUCCAUUUCCUUAUCAUAUGGGACCCUACCAAAUGGCUCCCUCUAAUGGCAUGUACCCGGGUGCUGGUAUGACACAGUUCUGUGGGGCUUACAGAGGAACAGGCUACCCUCAGCCGGGGACAGGAGGCAGUUUGACCCCGGAAGAGAUGGAGCAACAGGCCAGAGGGGAGCUGGGGAGGCUGCUGAGGGCUGCAGAUGCACAGGAGCUCCAGCUCAGUAAUCUACUCUCCAGAGACAGACUGAGUGCUGAUGGACUGGAUCGCAUGGCCCAGCUCAGAGCGGACCUUUUGACACUGUAUGAACAGGUCAUCUUGACAGAUAUUGAGUUCUCAGACUCUCAGAACUUAGACCAAGCCCUUUGGAAGAACGUCUUCUACCAAGUCAUAGAGCGCUUCCGCCAGCUACUCAAAGACCCAAACAAUGACAACACCCCACGCAUCAGGAACAUGUUGCUCAUACUGCUUGAUGAGGGAGCAAUAUUCUUUGAUGCUCUACUUCACAAGCUACAGUCAGUGUUCCAGUUUAAACUGGAGGACUACAUGGACGGCAUGGCUAUUAGGGCUCGCCCAUUACGCAAAACGGUUAAGUAUGCACUCAUCAGUGCUCAGCGUUGUAUGAUUUGUCAGGGAGACAUAGCCCGUUACCGAGAACAGGCCAGUGACUCUGCUAACUAUGGCAAAGCCCGCAGCUGGUACCUAAAAGCCGUGCAGAUUGCCCCUAAAAAUGGGCGACCAUAUAAUCAGUUGGCCCUGCUGGCAGUCUAUACAAAGCGGAAGUUGGAUGCAGUGUAUUAUUAUAUGCGCAGCUUGGCGGCCUCCAACCCCAUCCUGACUGCAAAGGAGAGCCUGAUGAGUCUGUUUGAGGAAACUAAACGCAAGGCUGACCAGCUGGAGCGAAGGAGGAGGCAGGAGUCUGAGGGAGGCUCCAGGGGUCCAGCAGUAAGAGGAAGAGGAAGAGGGGAGGACGGGGCACGGGUGGAGAUUUGGAUUCGCCCCAGUGGACAGGCGACAACCCCUUCUUCACACAGAGGAGGCAGUGAGUCCAGCAGGGACUCUGAACAAGAUGGGGAGCUAUGCAGUCUCAGCGCCAGCGAUUUGUCAUUGCAUCCUGAUCUAAAUAAGAGGUUCAUUCUCAGUUUUCUGCAUGCACAUGGAAAGCUCUUCACUAAAGUGGGUAUGGAGACCUUCCCUGCAGUAGCGAGCCGUGUCUUGCAGGAGUUCAGGGCACUACUCCAACACAGCCCCUCCCCUCUGGGCAGCACUCGCAUGCUGCAGAUAAUGACCAUCAACAUGUUCACCAUACACAAUGCCCACAGCAGAGAUGGGGAGGGAGAGGAGCGCUCUGUCCUGCUGGAGCAGACCACUGCCCUAGGCCUGGCCAUGUUCGCAUUGCUGGUGCAGCGCUGCACAGAGCUGCUCAGAGAGACGCCUGCAGGUACACACAAUCCAGUCCACAUGGAAGAUGGAGAGGAAGGGGAUAAAGAGGAGCUGGAGGGCAUGGUGAAGGUCUCUGCCUUCCCAUUGGACCUUAAGGAAUUGCUUCCAAGCAUAAAGGUCUGGUCUGACUGGAUGUUGGGACACCCAGACCAGUGGAACCCUCCACCAUUCAGUAUUGAUUGCAGCCCUGACAUUUGGCAGUGCCUGGCUGACCUGUGUAAUGUGCUGGCGACUGUGGACCACAAGGAGGCGGUGCUGUACAAAGCAGACACAGAUGAAGGCGAGGGAGACGAGGAGUUGAGUCUGCUGCUCCUUGAGGAGGACAGGCUGCUCGCUGGCUUUGUACCCCUGCUGGCUGCACCAUUAGAGCCCUGCUACAUAGACAGACACACUGACAUGGCUAUAGCAGCAGAUUGUAAGAGGGUGAGAGUGCUGAAGUACUUCCUGGAGGCUUUGUGUGGACAGGAAGAGCCUCUGUUGGCCUUCAAAGGAGGAAAAUACAUCUCCAUGGCAACCUCUCCUCCACCCAGCCACUCCAUAGAUGGAAGAAGCAGACAGGAUUCUCAGACAGAUAAAGAGGGUGAUGAUGUUAUAGUGGAGGCAGAGUCCUCUCUCUCCGCAUCAGAGGGAGAGGUGGACGGUGAGGAGGAAGUGGACAGUGAGAAUCAUAUCAAAGAGCUGAGGGCACGACGCCACGCACUUGCCAACAAACUGGCCCAGCAACAGCGCCGCAGAGACAAAAUACAGGCGGUGCUGCAGACAGGUGGUGUAUUGGAGCUGGAGGUGCGCCCUCUCUUCUUGGUUCCUGACACCAAUGGGUUCAUUGAUCACCUGGAUGGGCUGAAGAAACUCCUCCAGUGUGGCACAUACAUACUAGUGGUUCCACUUAUAGUGAUCACAGAGUUGGACGGUUUGGCUAAGGGCCAGGACACCUUUGCUGGAGUAGGUGGAGGACUGCAGUCAAGUGUGUGUGGCAGCAACAAUCGUGGCAGCUACAACAUUAGCAUGGCCCACAUACGGGCCGUGCAGGAGAAGGCUCGACUGGCGGUGGCAUUCCUGGAGAAAGGGUUUGAGGACAGGGAACCGUGCCUCAGAGCCCUGACCAGCAGAGGAAAUCAGCUUGAGUCCAUUGCUUUCCGCAGUGAGGACACUUCUGGACAACAGGGCAACAAUGAUGAUGUGAUUCUGUCCUGUUGUCUCCACUACUGCAAAGACAAGGCAAAGGACUUCAUGCCUGAUCACAGAAGUGGGCCAGUGCGGUUGCGGAGGGAGGUCGUUCUCCUUACAGAUGACCGUAACCUGCGAGUCAAAGCUUUGACCCGAAAUGUUCCAGUCCGAGACAUCCCUGCUUUCCUCAGCUGGGCCAAAGUAGGCUGAAGCAGGCUAGGCUGAAAUACAGGGAACUCAACUGCUGAAACCUGCUCGCCACUCAGCCAGGAGAGGAGAAGACACACUUAAGCAGAGGACGAAGGAAAAAUGGAGAGAGGGAAGAACAUAGAAAGGGAGGGAGGAACCACCUCUUGUUCAGUACAAGCAAAAUUAAAGUGAGAUCAGAGUGGCUUCAAUGAGAUUUUCCCCCUCUCAUGAUACAGUGACGUGUGUAUGUGUGUUAAGAUCAGAAAGCUUUCCCCACAGAGAGAGGGAGACUUCUUAAGUCUCAGGAAGGCUGGACUGGUGGAGAGGAAAGAAGAGAUAAGAAUAAAGUGUUAUGAUUUGCCAGAUGUCUGGUCCAGCCAUGUGCCUCUGCACCCAGUUAGUGUGUGUUUACUACACCAGCAGGAUUCAAAUUUGAGACUAUGAUAGAGUGAGCUAGAGAAGAGGGACAGUGUGAACGGCCAUGAACUGAAGGCAGCUGCAAUGAGGGCCACAGUUGGCAUUUCCACAUCUCUCUGAGGGCUCAGCCUGUUAGCCUGCUUCAGCCUUCAUAGCUGAGAGAAAGGCAGGUGGAGAGAAACCAAGCUAGAGGGUCUGUGUCAGCAGGGUGAAGAGGGGCUGCAUGCAGUGAGGGAUACAAAAAACCCACAUGCAGCCUUAACCACCUCAAGGGACUGUGAAGUGUUCCUGCUAACCCAGCAAGUGUUUUAAGCUCAUUUUCUAACUUGAGUUGUUCUUCCAGCUUGAUGUAGACCUUGAUUUUUUCCCCCCCUUGAGUUAUCUCUAAGUCUGAGUAUUACAAACAAAAUGUAAAAAAUACCUUUCUUAUGAUUUAUCUCUGUUGGUUUGUGUUGCUUUUGAGCUCAUACAUGUAAAAAGUUGUGUUUCCUUGCUCAAGGAGAUGUUUUUUUCUUUUUCCCAAUAUGUGAACAACUAGUCAUGAAGACCAGACAUACAUUAAAUUUGGCCAGAUCUGGGGGGAAAAGUGUUUGCUACUAAUUAUUCUCAUGUCUUUCAGGUUACACAGCAUAUUAUAUGGGUGAAGAUGAGUGCAUCAUAACAGUUUUGAGUGAGGUUGUCAAUCCCAAAAAUAAACCAACUUUAAAUUGACCCACUUGUCUAACCCACUAUGUAGUCUUUAUUAUCCUAUGUGACAAAUUCCAGCCAUCAAGCUACUAAAGACAGAAUAAUUUCCCAAAUAUGCAAAUGCCAUUUGACCCAGGUCUGAUUUUGAAAGUCACAUUAUUGGAAUCAAAUAUGAACCAUCAAAGUGACUUUGGAGACAGGCUAGAGUACAAUUUGGAGACAAGUUCGCUGUAUUUUGUAUUCAUAACAGUAACAUCCAUUUGGUCACAUGUCAGUCCUUUUCAGUUCAUCAGACGAGGAAUUUGCUUUUUUAUUUAUCAUGUAAUGACCAAUGUUACCAUUGUAGCUGUUUUCACACUCCAGUCAUCUUUUCAUUUAGAGUGCACACUGGUAUAUUCACUUUACUUUAGUUAAACUAAAUAAAGGAAAGAAAUAUGGAUGCAACCAGCAUUAUUCACCUCUUGGACUAAAUGACAGCUGAACCAUGACUGUGAAUGAGUGAGAGAGAAAGAAUGAGCAUGUAUAGCGGCAUGUGUAUGUGCACGUGAUAGUAUGUGUAUAUGCUUUCUCUGUGGCACUGUGUGCCAGGUGAUGCUUAAAACAGAAAUUAUUCUUCGUGUCUUACUGAUGUGUAUUAGAGUUUCAGAUGCUGAAUAUAGAUGCCAUCUAUGCCAGUGUCCUCUGUUUUGCAUCAUUCACCAGACUAAUCAUAAUUUGAUUGCACUUCUGUGAAAUGAAGCACAUCUGUAGAACUGGUUACCCUGCUUACUAUAUAACAUGCUCUUCUAGUUAGGCCCCCACUUGUGCCCUUGUGCUAAGACAUUUGACUGUUGCCUCAGUAGUUUCUUAUGUUAUUUUAUAAAAAAUGUUUUAUGUUGAGUAAGUGUCUUUAUCUGAAUCAUCCAAUGUAGAUUUCUUUGUGACUUGUUGGUUGUUCUGUUGAUGAACUCCUGUGUUCUGGUUGUUAUUGUCCUGUUCAGUGUAAGCUACUAUGUUAAGUGGUGCAACUGCAGUGUUUUUAAAAUCAGUUUAUUGUGGAAUCAAAAGCAGCAUCUACAACCUCACAACAACUUACUGCUAAUGACUUUUUAAAUAUCUUUCUUUGACAAGGUGAAUUAAAAAUGCUUUGAAUGCACUGUUGUCUUUUUUUUUUUUUUUUAAGUAAAUGAGGAUGGAUAUC